GAAGGAGCGUCGACCAAUGGUACGAGCCGCAUCUCGACCCCCGCUACUUUCCGGGGGUGGCGCGUCGCGACGCUCUAUUUGAUUUUGAAUUGCGUGUGAGCGCUCUGUAUAAGCCGCAGAUCAAGCAAUAUUUCCCUCAGUUAUGACUUAUUAGCCAUCAAAUCAACAACCACUCAAGAUAAAUAUUCCAAAGUGUAUACAUGAAUGAAUGAACGAACGAACGUUCAUACCUAUCUAUUAUACACAUUCUUUGGAGUUUCCCGCUUUUAUGAACUUGAUUUAAAAUAUAUUAUCACACAAGAUGUAUUCUUUAUAUAGGGCUUGGCUUUCCAUGGGGCCAUGUGCUAAUGUGCCACCGAUGUUACCAAGUAUGCCUGGGACGAGUACGAGUAUUAUGCCAUUAAACCUGACGACGCCUCCUCAACUAGCGAGCGCACCUGAUGUCAACUUGCAAGUAGGACCAUCGAUGAUCAACUUCUCAGCUCAUAAGGCUGUCCUAUCCGCGCACAGUGGCUUCUUCAAAGCAGCGCUCACAUCAUUAACUGCAGGGAUGGGCCCCAUAGCGGUUCCGAACAUUAACGUGGACGAGUUCUCAUCUCUUCUGACAUUUAUGUACACGGGUUACCUGGAUCUGAACCUGAGCAACAUCUACAACAUUCUCCUCGCCACGCAUAUACUGCACAUGCCGAGGGCACUCGAGAUCUGCCGCUCCUUUCUCAUGCAGAGCCACCCAUUGGAAGGAACGCGUUUGGGUGGUGUGACAAACGUGAUCAAACCGAUUGCCAGCAGGAAACCGAUUUCCGCGCACCAGGAGAUCUGUCCGCCUAUAUUUUCGAGCCUGGAGAAGUCCGAGGAGACGCCCUUCAAAAAAGUUGAAGCGCCUGUGGCCAAAGAGGAAGUGGCUCAUGCGUCGACAUCCAAAGAACCGGAAGCGGAAAAACAGAAGGUGCGAAAGCAUAGACGCGAUAGCGGCAUUGCCGAGAAGGUUACCAUCGACAUAGCCUGCUGCGAUGGACCGGUACGUUUUCAUCGCGUCGUCAAUAGGAACUACGGACUCGCGCCUCCGGAAACGGAUGUGGGUAACCGAGAAGCGGUGAACAGGAGCGACGCUCUGAACAAGAUCAUGAACGAAAACAUCCGCGAUAAAUUAACGGAUGAGAAUUCAGGAGGAGGCGAGGUGUUCACCUGCAUGUAUUGCAAUCACACUUUCAAAUCGCAGUAUUGCUACCAGAAGCACGCCCGAAGACAUUUAAACCCUGUAGAUACAAAACCUCCGGCGGAAACUAAGCGCGAAGUCAAGUUGCUGGACAUGAACGUGCAAUAUUACCCCUGCAAGACUUGCGGUUCAAAAUUUCCUAGUUACUACUUCGUACACAAGCACAGGAAAUUAUGUCACGCCGAAGAAAUGUCUGAUACCACAAACAAGAACAACGAAAUCGUUCAGGUUAAUAACACCAACGUCCCAGCUUGCAGCGACGACAUAACAAAGGACAGCAACAGCGAUGCCCAGACUUCCAGUAUCAUAGACGUAGAGGAAACAGAAUAGUGUCACAAAAGAAAAUCGAAACCGCACGCACCUACUAACCUGUGAUUAGUUAACCUAACUUACUCUAUCAGUAUUAUAGAAUAAUGCAUAUCAUGAUGAAUGCAUGCCGAUUAUAACGGUAAUUAACAAUUUCGUGCCAAUUACACUUAUAUAAUUUUUGUAGGCC
Nicrophorus vespilloides is the source of this 1712-nucleotide messenger RNA. Its product is annotated as zinc finger and BTB domain-containing protein 8A. Bases 302 to 1546 code for a protein of 414 amino acids. The record is from RefSeq and is a predicted model, not a curated record. Lineage: Eukaryota; Metazoa; Arthropoda; Insecta; Coleoptera; Silphidae. Gene Ontology annotation, biological process: regulation of transcription by RNA polymerase II. The transcript is spliced from 3 exons. Gene Ontology annotation, molecular function: RNA polymerase II cis-regulatory region sequence-specific DNA binding; DNA-binding transcription factor activity, RNA polymerase II-specific; protein binding.